Messenger RNA from Malaya genurostris, 1014 nucleotides. RefSeq names its product S-phase kinase-associated protein 1 (gene SkpA). Gene Ontology annotation, cellular component: cytoplasm; nucleus. The transcript is spliced from 2 exons. The coding region runs from base 194 to 682 and encodes 162 amino acids. Gene Ontology annotation, molecular function: cullin family protein binding. Lineage: Eukaryota; Metazoa; Arthropoda; Insecta; Diptera; Culicidae. Gene Ontology annotation, biological process: SCF-dependent proteasomal ubiquitin-dependent protein catabolic process. The record is from RefSeq and is a predicted model, not a curated record.
CUUUGUUCCGGAACGAUCAAAGUUAGCUUCCAAAAAAAAACGAUCCAUUUGUCACUUCAUUCGAGUCACGAUUGUCGAGAAGAAAAUAUCUGUGGUGGAUUGAUUCGCGAUUAUCGUUUCUUUCAAGAAAAGUUCGAUUUGUUGCAUUCAGUUUCGGUUAAUUAUAGAACACUACAGUGGUUACUGACUAACAAUGCCGAACAUUAAACUGCAAGCGUCGGACGGGGAAGUGUUUGACACUGAUGUCCAAAUUGCCAAAUGCUCGGGCACCAUCAAAACCAUGGUGGAAGAUCUCGGAAUGGACGAGGGUGAGGACGAGCUGGUUCCACUGCCGAACGUCAACUCAGCUAUCCUGCGAAAGGUGCUGCAGUGGGCGACCUAUCACAAGGACGAUCCGGCCCCUGCCGAAGACGACGAAAACAAGGAAAAACGCACAGACGAUAUCAGCUCAUGGGAUGCCGAUUUCCUCAAAGUUGACCAAGGUACGUUGUUCGAGCUGAUCCUCGCUGCGAACUAUCUGGAUAUCAAGGGACUUUUGGAUGUAACGUGCAAAACGGUGGCAAACAUGAUCAAGGGAAAGACACCGGAGGAGAUCCGAAAGACUUUUAAUAUCAAGAACGAUUUUACACCGGCCGAGGAGGAACAGGUGCGCAAGGAGAACGAGUGGUGCGAAGAGAAGUAAUUCCGAUUCAUCGGAUUUCUGUAUAUGAUUAAUUAAAGCACUUUGUUUUAUUUACUACACGAAUUAAUUUGGUGUUCACUUGAAAUUGAAUUGAAACAGUGAAAUAUUUGCAGAAUUGAAUUUAACAAAGCAAAUUAUUUUGUUAGCACUAAAUAAAAAUGAUUAAUAAACGCUAGAUUUAAGCAACGACACAUUAAUCAAGUGUGCUUGAUAAAUUUAAAACCACCAAACUUCCGACCACUGUUUUUAUUUGUAAAUGAGAACAAAAACGUCUAAAGUGUGCGAUAACUAAUUGAUUGCUAAGAACAUUUAAAUAAACAGAAAACAUUUUA